AUGGACGUCGACAGUCUUAUUCAACACAUUGAACGAGACACGGAGGCCACUUCAUUUCCCUUAUCAGUCACCGCUGACUGGAGGGAGGAAGGAAACGAGACGACUGGGAAUCAGUUCCAACAGCCAGACUGGCAGGUGGCUCUGUGGGCUAUAGCCUACACCCUGAUCAUCCUGGUGUCCAUUACUGGAAAUGUCACUGUCAUCUGGAUUAUCCUCGCUCACCGACGCAUGAGGACUGUAACCAACUACUUCAUCGUCAACCUGGCCUUCUCUGACGUCUCCAUGGCAAUCUUCAACACCCUUUUUAACUUUGUCUAUGCACUUCACAACGACUGGUACUUUGGUUUGGGCUACUGCCGAUUUCAGAACUUCUUCCCCAUCACUGCAAUGUUUUCAUCAAUAUACUCCAUGGCUGCCAUCGCGGUAGACAGGUACAUGGCCAUCAUCCACCCUCUGAAGCCCCGCCUCUCCUCCACCUCCACAAAGGUCGUGAUCGCUCUGAUUUGGAUCGUGGCGAUUUCAUUGGCCUUCCCUCAGUGCUACUACAGCGUGACCAGAUUUUAUUACCCCAGGACCGUGUGCAUGGUCAACUGGCCUGAUGAUUACGGAGGAAAACAUCAACUGAGUUACCAGUUUGCAGUGAUAUUGCUGAUCUACGUCUUCCCUCUGCUGGUGAUGCUGGUGACCUACAGUUUGGUCGGCCAAACGCUGUGGGGCGGACACAUCCCAGGAGAGGCGACAGAGCAUUACCACAGCCAGAUCACAGCCAAGAGAAAGGUGGUGAAGAUGAUGGUUGUCGUGGUGGUGACCUUUGCCCUCUGCUGGCUGCCCUACCACAUCUACUUCAUUCUGGGAUCAUUCAACAGAGACAUUUAUAAACAACAUUACAUUCAGCAGGUGUACCUGGCCAUAUUCUGGUUGGCGAUGAGUUCCACCAUGUACAAUCCCAUCAUUUACUGCUGUCUAAACCAAAGGUUUCGUGCUGGUUUCCGUCACGCCUUUGUAUGGUGUCCCUUCAUCAAAGUGUCGGAGGAGGACAAGAUGGAGCUGCAGCACACACACACCUUCAGAGUCACCAUGACACGCAGCCACCGCAACGACGCCUCGUACACACGCACCUCCAUCAAGACAAACGUCCUCGACUCAGACAUGAAAACUGAGCUGAACCCUAACCCCAAAUGCACGUCAGCCCACAACCCACACAGGGUUAAGAGUCUUGAUGACCCAAAAUCAGCAGCUGCCAAACUGAUGGAGCACAAGCACUGAAGUCAUGAUGAGGACAGUGUUAGUGGGAAGACAACAGGGUUCUUCUGCAGCUCAAACAGAGCUGAGCUACACAAAGAGGCGACCGACAGCCAAUCAGAGCCGUUCAACUGUCAUCCACCUGGACAGGAAGGAUAUGUUACUUAUCUACAUGACCUGGGACUAUAAACAUGUUUUUGUUUCAGAGAUAAACGACUGUAUGUGAUUUAGAAGUGGUCAUAUGAACAUGUGACAAUACAUCCGCACACUGAAGAAUAAGAACAUCUGAUUCUGGCAUUGUUGGUAUUUGCUGCAAGUGGGGAAGUCUGUAGAUAUAUCCAUCCAUCUUUCAAUUCUUUU
Paralichthys olivaceus (Japanese flounder) is the source of this 1602-nucleotide messenger RNA. RefSeq names its product tachykinin receptor 2 (gene tacr2). Lineage: Eukaryota; Metazoa; Chordata; Actinopteri; Pleuronectiformes; Paralichthyidae. The record is from RefSeq and is a predicted model, not a curated record. Gene Ontology annotation, cellular component: plasma membrane; sperm midpiece. Gene Ontology annotation, molecular function: substance K receptor activity. Gene Ontology annotation, biological process: positive regulation of flagellated sperm motility; G protein-coupled receptor signaling pathway.